GAGGGCCGGACUAAGGGGGAGAAGAUUAUAUUAGGUAGAGAAAAGAAGAAGAGAGGAAACGGCUGAGCUAUAGGACAAGGGCAGCUCUGCCGGUGUAGACCCUCGGGAGAGAAGAUGAACACACGGGUAGAGGUGGGGGACAAGGGUGGAGCAGGUGAGCCUAAACGUUGGGGAGGCAUAACAAGACAACUGGUGAUGCGAGGUGAGAAAAUUGGUAGUCUGACACACGAUUCUGGAGCAUGCAGAUGGUGCUUGACAUUCAAAAUGGCGGCUCUCGAUGACAACAAAGAUAUUUCAGGAAAAAUGCGAAAAAGACGGUUUUCUAAGCCCUCGAGUGCAAGCUCAAGACCUGAAGAGUGUGCACAUCCUACAGUCAUGAAGGACAUGUGUGCUGAGUGUGGUGCGGAUCUGAGAGAAAAAUAUGGAUUGGCCGGAGAUCGGGCAGCCCCAACUGUGGCUUCAGUUGCUAUGGUACAUAGCAUCCCAGAGUUGAUGGUCAGCGAAGAAGAAGCACAGAACCUUGGGCAUGAGGAUGAGGCACGUCUACUAAGAACACGCAAGCUCGCUCUUGUGGUGGAUCUUGACCAGACAGUCAUUCACACAACCAAUGAGGAUGUACCACCUAACAUGAAAGACGUUCAUCACUUCCAGUUAUGGAACCAGGGCACGUGGUACCACACGCGCGUGAGGCCAGGUGCUGUGGAGUUUCUGCAGAGAAUCAGUAAGCUGUACGAGCUGCACAUCUGCACGUUUGGAGCGCGGUUAUACGCUCACACGGUCGCGCGCAUUCUGGACCCUGAGGACAAGCUGUUUCACCACCGAAUACUCUCGCGAGACGAGUGCUUUGAUCCCUGUUCUAAAACAGCUAGCAUCAGGGGUGUGUUUCCGUGUGGUGAUGCGAUGGUGUGCAUCAUAGAUGAUAGGGAGGAUGUGUGGGGAUAUGCUCCCAACCUGAUUCAUGUAAAGCCAUACCACUUCUUCAAAGGGACAGGCGACAUAAACUGGCUUCCCUUCCUACAACAGAGGUUUGAUAAUGGGGAGGUGAAGCAGGCUGAGCAGGAGCAGGAGGAGGGGCAGGAGGUUCCCUGUGAGAAUGCACAGGGUAUCGUGGAGGAAAAUGGAGCGGGAAACGUGGCCGCUGUCGACCUUGCAGCAGCGUCGGAAAACCCUCCUCAGGAUAGCGCAUCGAUAACGACGGCGAAGAGCACGUCCGAAGCACCGACCAAACAGCCAGCAGCGGAAGACAGUGCUGUGAAGAAUGGUUCGGCAGAAGUUACACCCGCAGAUGAGAUGCAGGAGGAGGUUCACGAGCGCGAGGAGGAAGGAGAACAUGGCACUGCUGACGACGCAAACUUCGCAUCAACUACAGAGGAUAAAGAAUGUGCAAGCAAAGUGGAACCUAGCGAAGGAGCUAAUGAGGAUGCUCCAGUGAACGAGCAUAAGAUGGAGUCCGGUGUUGAAACACCACUGAAACCCAGUGAAAAGAAGGAAAUUAGCGACAGUGUGGCUGCUGUGGGAGAAGAGUGUUCUGAAACAAGUGAAAAUGUAAUAGAGGAACGUAAAGUCACUGAAGCCAAAAAUGAGGAUUGUGUGAGAUUGGAGACAGGAACUGAAAAUGGAAAUACCGUUGAUAUUGAAUUGUGUCAAUCAAGUAAAAUUUCUGAAAAGGAAAUCGAUGAUAACCUUUGUGUCCAGCAACCGACGGCAGAGACUGAAAAGGAAAAACUUGAAAAGAAGAAAGAAGACGAGAAAGAUUUAUCGGCGUCUGAAGAUGCUCCCCCUGUGAAAUGCAUAAUAGAAUCUCCUGAGAAAAGCGGAACUGGUGAGAUCAUUAUACCGGAAGACUCUGACGAUUACUUGUUUUACUUGGAAGAUAUUCUAGGAACUCUCCACAAAGCUUUCUACGAUAUGUAUGAUCAGCUGAUAAAGGAAGGCAAAAAAGAACAUGCACCGAAAGUGAUCCCAGAUAUGAAAAACAUCGUGCCGUACGUGAAACGAAAGACACUGAAGGACUGUUCGAUCGUCUUCAGUGGUCUAAUACCAACUAACUUGGCUCCAGAGAGGAGCCGUGCGUACAACGUAGCCAGGGCACUCGGCGCCAACAUACAAACCGACGUUACACCAAAGGGGAAGGAAGCCCCGGAGAAGGGAGGAGCGAUGACUCACGUCGUCGCCGCGCAGUUGGGAACGAGGAAGGUGACGGUGGCGCAGAAGUGCAAGGGAGUCCACGUCGUGAACGUCGACUGGCUGUGGUCGUGCAACGAGCGCUGGGAGAAAGUCGACGAGCGGCUGUUCCCAUUGAACAGCGGGAAGAAGAGCCAGCCGGGCCGCGGCAGUCCGCUGCUCACGAGGAAACCCGAGGGUUCCGGCGGCGGCGAGGCAAAGACCGGCAGCAAGCAGGCACCGCCGGCCGCAUCACACUUCGACUACAACCCGCUGCUGACGCUCUCGUCGGAGGACCUCGCGCAGAUGGACAAGGAGGUGAGCGACGCGACCGACGAGGAGGCCGAGGAGGGAGAGCUGAGCGACGACGACGACGAUGACGACGACGGGGUCGCGCGGGUCGCGGACGUGCUGCGGGACGACCUUGACGCGUCCUCCUCAAGCGAGGAGAGCCUGACCGCCGAGUAUCCUCGCGGCUGGAAGCGCAAGCGCGACGACGACGACGACGACGACUCGGCCGGCGACUACGGAGACGUGCUCCAGAUGACGCAGGGGGAGGAUGACACGAACGAUGGGCAGUACGACGGAGGCAGCAAGCGGCUGAGACAGGAGGAGUCCGAGAGCGGGGAGGAAGGCGAGGUCGAAUCGAUCGGGUCCGUCGACGAGGAAAUGGCUGCGGCCGUGGAGAAGGAGUUUCUGUCGUAAGCGACAGGAGUUUCUUCGUCGGCUGCGAUGCUGUCGGCGGCGGAGUAGACGUCGGCCAUAACGGCGAUUGUACAGCGUAGCAGUUUACUCCGUGUUUGCCUUAAAGUUAUGUACAGUUGAUUGCUGUUUGAGAGAGCAGGAGUUUAGUAGAAUUUAACGUUUUGUGAAAGAGUGUAAAUGAUUUAUUGUCAUGUGUCAACUGGCAUAUAUCUCCAUGAGGAGUGGACAUCGAUUAUGUAGUAUUUGGAUUUAUUGCUGCACAUGGAAAGGUAAUAGUACUUGCAUAGUACAGCUUGAUAUGUGCUAGGAUUAUAAUAAGUAUAGUGGUACGUAGGUGACAUGCCCAGAACGGGCUGUUAUGCUCACCUCUAAUUUGUUAACUAUUUGUUUGUACAGUAUCAGAACACUAGUGAUUUGGUUAAACUAUGUCAUUUCAGUGAUGACAUUAAUAUGUAGUAUUUAAUUCAUUUAUGGGAGCCGUAUUGUAAUAAUUGUGGAGAGAAAUAGCAAGUAGUAUUUUUAUAAUAAACCUGUUUCAUUAUUCCGUAUUAUGAAAUGCUGUAAAUUUUUCCAUUUUCUAGAUUUCAAGUUGUAUUCUGUUUGCCGAUAAUUAUGUCAAUAUAGAUAUUAUCAGGAGUUAAUAAAAGGCAGUCUUUUAAAGAAAUUUGUCUUUUAUUAACUCCUGAUAUUAUUAUGUGAUGCCGACAUUCCCUACAGUACAAACACGUUCUUUUCUUAACUUGAGAAAAAAACUUAUUUCUUUAUUUCAAAUUCUAUAUAACGUCUAGCCGCAUAUGAAGCUAGCAUUAUACUGUUGGUCUGCUAAGCGUUAUAUCUUUUUGAUAAAUGCAAUCUGCAUAUCGAAAGUGUUAUUAUAUUAAUAAAAAAGCAGGCCUUUAUAUUGA
Messenger RNA from Priapulus caudatus, 3773 nucleotides. RefSeq names its product RNA polymerase II subunit A C-terminal domain phosphatase-like. Gene Ontology annotation, cellular component: nucleus. The coding region runs from base 115 to 2868 and encodes 917 amino acids. Lineage: Eukaryota; Metazoa; Priapulida; Priapulimorpha; Priapulimorphida; Priapulidae. Gene Ontology annotation, molecular function: RNA polymerase II CTD heptapeptide repeat phosphatase activity. The record is from RefSeq and is a predicted model, not a curated record. The transcript has 8 exons.